AUGAAGAUCGAGUUUGCAGCUGCUGCAGCUAUUACAGCUUCUGGCGUCGUUGCUCAGUCAUCGUCUGCCCCAAUGACCUCUGCCGCAGUCAGCACUUCAACUGCAUCACCAGUCUACGUCACGCUGACAAUCGAUGACUGCGAUACCACUGCUCCUCCACAGAUGGUUACUGUAACCAAUGGAGUCACACUUACCUACUGCCCUAAGUGCGAAGAGGCUUCAAUGUCUUCAGCCUCUGCCGCCGCACAAGUCACUCCUUUCACCACAAUCUGGACAACAACUUAUCUUUCUCUCUGCACAACUGGUACUUCUCCAGGUAUGACACCAGUCGUCUACACCGUCACAGAAUCGUGUACCGAACCUACUCCUACCUGGACUCCUGGUCCAAGUUACAUUCCUCAAGGCUUCACAACCAGCGAAGUCGUCUGCACACAAUGCGCCGAAACUCCUCAGACCUACACCGUCACCAUGCCUUGCGAUUGCAAGCCUACUCCUGAGUCUUCUCCUGCCAACCCUACUGGCUCCUCUUCAGGAGGCAAUGGUGGUAAUGGAGGAAAUGGAGGAAAUGGAGGAAAUGGCGGCUCUGCUGGCCCUGGUGGCAAUGGAGGAAACGGCGGUAAUGGCGGAAACGGAGGCAAUGGUGGUUCAGCAGGCCCCGGAGGAAACGGCGGCAAUGGAGGAAAUGGAGGCGACUCUGGCCCAGGAGGAAAUGGCGGCAAUGGAGGCAACGGUGGGAACGGAGGAAAUGGAGGCUCUUCCGGUCCAGGAGGCAACGGAGGAAAUGGAGGCAAUGGCGGCAACGGUGGCAACGGAGGAAAUGGCAGCCCUGGCACACCUGGAGCCUCAGGAAGCUCUCCUUCCCAGCCUGCUGCUGCCCCUGCUGGCAACGUGGUCACCCAGAUCAGCGAUGGUCAGAUCCAAGCACCUACUGGCAACCCUGCACCUGCUGGGGGCAAUGGUCUUGCCGAAGGUCCUGCUACCACUCCUGCUGCUGGCAAUGGUUCAUCUGCUGCCACCCCUAUGCCAUGCCCUGGACCUCAAUGCAAGCUCUCAACUGCUGCAUCACCAAGCAGUCCUGCAGCUGCUUCUACCAGCCCAGUCACAUUCACUGGUGCUGCCUCAAGCUUCAGCAUCAGCGGUGUCUUUGCAUCGUUCGUUGCAGUCGCUGCUGCUGGACUUGCUGUGCUUCUCUAG
Molecule: messenger RNA, 1194 nt
Organism: Aureobasidium melanogenum CBS 110374
Lineage: Eukaryota; Fungi; Ascomycota; Dothideomycetes; Dothideales; Saccotheciaceae
Exons: 1
Coding region: 1-1194 (397 amino acids)
Cellular component (GO): cell wall
Molecular function (GO): structural constituent of cell wall
Source: RefSeq, a predicted model, not a curated record